This is a messenger RNA of Rhodotorula toruloides NP11, 348 nucleotides long. RefSeq lists its product as uncharacterized. NCBI's taxonomy places the organism in Eukaryota, Fungi, Basidiomycota, Microbotryomycetes, Sporidiobolales, Sporidiobolaceae. The record is from RefSeq and is a predicted model, not a curated record. Bases 1 to 348 code for a protein of 115 amino acids. The transcript has 3 exons.
AUGCGCUUCCUCGCUCUCUUGCUCGCACUCUGCGCGCUUGUCGCCGUCACCGUCUGCCUCGCUCAAACGUUUGAAGCCGUGAACGAGUCUGGCACGACGUCGCUCGUUCGCCAAGGACUGCACCGUCUCGCCAGGAGCGAAGGCGCUUCGCUUGCUGCCUCGUCGGACCAGGCUGCGACGGCGCAGGAGAAACAGCUUGUCGAGGCCGUCCCCUCGUCGGCGUCGAGGAAGCGCAAGCGCUGCUACUACAUCGGGACGUUUUUCCACCGCAUCGACUGCAACGCUCCCGCCAACUCGACCUCCAUCCCCUACUCGCACGCUCCUGAGCCCACGGCUGAAGAGGUCUGA